Solea senegalensis (Senegalese sole) is the source of this 1314-nucleotide messenger RNA. It is a transcript of the gene txn2, whose product is annotated as thioredoxin 2. Bases 16 to 549 code for a protein of 177 amino acids. Gene Ontology annotation, biological process: cell redox homeostasis. Gene Ontology annotation, cellular component: mitochondrion. Gene Ontology annotation, molecular function: protein-disulfide reductase activity. The transcript is spliced from 3 exons. The record is from RefSeq and is a predicted model, not a curated record. Lineage: Eukaryota; Metazoa; Chordata; Actinopteri; Pleuronectiformes; Soleidae.
ACCUUCUGUUUCCUCAUGUCUUCUCUACAGAUGGCUCACAGACUCCUAAUACGUAGAAUUUGGACACUGUCUACAAAAGAUAUCCGCUGUCUCCCAACGUCCACGGCCACCAUAGCUUCUUCUUCUUUUUCCACCUCCCUUCAGUCUGCUCAAAGCCGGGUCUUCUUCCUCUCACCGUCACGCUCUCUGCCUCGCUCCCUUCCUCACACCUUCAGCCGCACAGUCUCCUUCAAUGUUCAGGACCAUGAAGACUUCACAGAGAGGGUCAUCAACAACGAACUGCCUGUGCUAAUCGACUUCCAUGCUCAGUGGUGUGGUCCCUGUAAGAUCCUUGGACCAAGGUUGGAGAAAGCUGUUGCAAAACAGAAAGGCCGCGUUGCCAUGGCAAAAGUUGACAUAGACGAUCACACGGACUUGGCUAUCGAGUAUGGGGUAUCUGCCGUCCCGACUGUCAUCGCCAUGCGGGGAGGUGAUGUCGUCGACCAUUUUGUGGGGAUCAAAGAUGAUGACGAGCUGGACUCAUUUGUCAGCAAAGUCAUUGGACAAUGAAAACAAUGGUUUUCCAACCCUGCUACUCACACCACACUGGUGCGUUUUUUUGUAUGAAUCUAGCAUACAAAAGCCGCCAUCUUGAGCCUGUUUAGCAACCUCUAACAAUAAUUAAAUCCUUGCCGCAAUCCCAGUUGGCAGACUUUCAAAUGCUCACACCCAUCCCUAGACACACUGCUUCAGCUGUGCAUCACUUCUCUGUCUCCGUGUCUCUUGUGUUUCCUUUGUCUAGUGCUGGGUGUGUGCCGCCAUUAACCUCUCAGUUCACGCUGUGCUCCCUUUUGGAGCAGCCCCGUUUCUCUUCAGUAAUGUGACAGCUCCAUUCGGAGCUGCCGUACUGCUGUGUGACAGUUUGCUGUAAAAGUCUGUAGAAUGGAAGAAAACCAAUGCUGUAACACACUUGCUACUAUACGACAUGGGUGAUAAAUGUUUAUAGUUUUAAUGGGGAAAGGAUUUAACUUAAAACCCAAAUUUAUUCAUUGAGGUUUGGGACAGUGUUACCUGUACUUGCUGCUUUUAUCCACAAGAGGGUGGCAUUUCUUAACCAUUGCAAGGCCACAAAUGGUAAUUUUACACCUCCAUUAUGCCUGAUAAUGUGAGAAAGGAAGAUGUCUUUAUGUAUGUAUGUAUGUGUGUCUGUGAGAGAGAGAAAGAUAGAGAGCAUGUGUAUCUUUGGGUCCUGACCGUGAACCUCAAGUCAAGCAGGAAUGAGUUUGAUUUAGUCUUAUUACUGAACAAGUGAUGUAAUAAAGGAGUUAAAUGUCA